Messenger RNA from Rhopalosiphum padi (bird cherry-oat aphid), 1517 nucleotides. It is a transcript of the gene Tmlh, whose product is annotated as trimethyllysine dioxygenase, mitochondrial. Gene Ontology annotation, cellular component: mitochondrion. The transcript is spliced from 6 exons. The record is from RefSeq and is a predicted model, not a curated record. NCBI's taxonomy places the organism in Eukaryota, Metazoa, Arthropoda, Insecta, Hemiptera, Aphididae. Gene Ontology annotation, biological process: carnitine biosynthetic process. Bases 206 to 1276 code for a protein of 356 amino acids. Gene Ontology annotation, molecular function: iron ion binding; trimethyllysine dioxygenase activity.
AAUAGAUGUAACCAUAGACAUUGAUGAUUUGUAACAUAAUAUGUAUACAAUUAAUAAACUUUUAUAGAACAUUAAAUUAAUGACAUUAUUUAUUUUUACUAUUACUGUUAUAAUAUAAAAAACUUGAAUUAUAUCAUUUAAAGACUAAAUAAAGAAAAUAUUACUUAUACAUUAAUAAUUAAUAUAAAUUUUAAGUAAUAUAAAAAUGGCUGUUCAAUUAAAAAUUGGAAAUGAAAAUAUUCCAAUCAACAUAAUAUGGUUACGUGACAACUGCAGGUGUUCAGAAUGUUAUGAUCAUGAUAAUAAUUCUAGAAAAACAUCCACUCAACAACUCCUUAAAUUAAUUAAUAUUAAAAUUCAAGAUUACACACAGGCAGAUAAUAAUUUAUGCAUAGAGUGGUCUGAUGGUCAUAAAUCCGUGUAUUAUACUAAAUGGGUGAUUGACACAUGGACAGGAAAUAAAAUAAAAAUUGAACCAAACUUUUGUUUUGGCAAGGAACUUGAGAAACUACCUGCAAAAGUAUCUUAUAACGAUCUAACUCUAAAAGAUUGUCUAAAAGAAUUGAUGAAAUCAAUUUUAAAAUAUGGUGUAGGAAUUAUUACAAAUGCAAAACCAACAUUGGAAGCUACAGAAAAAUUGGUUAGGUUCAUAGCACAGCCACAAAAAACUGUUUUUGGAACAAUGUGGACAGUUGGAAUUAAUGAAAAUCAUAAAGAUCCAGCAUAUUUAAAUGGUCCAUUAGUAGUACACAACGAUAGCACAUAUUUCAAUGAAAGUACAGGGCUUCAAGUAUUUCAUAUGUUUGAAAGGGAUGUUAAUGGUAAAGGAGGUUUAAGUACUAUAGUUGAUGGGUUUAAAGUAGCAGAAAUAUUAAAAAAAGAAAAUCCAUUACAUUUUAAAAAUCUUACUGAAAUUGAAAUAGAAUCUGAAUAUAUAGAACCUGGUUUUCAUUAUAAAUGUAAAGGACCUGUUAUAAAAAUUGAUCCUACAACAAAAGAAAUAUAUCAAAUAAGAUUCAAUAUAUACGAUCGCAGUCCACUCCCACCAUCUCGUGUUGACGAGUUUUACAAAAGUUAUGCUCAUUUUAUAGAAAUAUUGGAGAGAGAAGAGAUGUAUUGGAAACAUUGUUUGAAGCCAGGAACUGUAAUUAUUUAUAACAAUUGGAGAAUAUUACAUGGUAGAACAUCUUUUACAGGGAAACGGAUUUUUGGUGGUUGUUAUGUAUCAAUGACUGAAUUUUUAAGCAAAGCAAGAACAUUACAAUUAAUAUCAUAACACUUAUCAAAACGUAAUAUAGUAAAAAUAUUUAGAAAUAAAUACUGUUAAGUGUAUUCAAAUACUAUAAUAUUAUAUUAAUAUUGGUAUAUACUUACAGUAUUGUUAUUGUAGUAUUUUCAGAGAAUGUAGAAUUAUAUUGACAUAAUAAACAGUAAUUUAAUUUCUCAUUACUUAUAAUUAUAAAUGUAUAAGAAUAUAGUAUUACUAAUAAACUGAUGGUUAAUUUUUUAGUUGUAAA